AUGACGAGUGAUUUGACGCCAUUCACUCGACGCAUGCUCAAGCUCCCUUCCCCACCGUCGCCGCCGUCUCCGCAACACAAUGACAUCAAUUCGUUUCUUUCCUAUGCUGAACGGACAGCUCUACCCUCGGCAAGUACCGUGUAUGUGGGUACUCACUACGAGUACACCGUUCUCCAAAGUUUGCGCCAGUUCGCAUUCGCAUUACAUCGCAUCGGCGGCCGCGAUGACGCCGGAAUUGACCUGGUAGGGACAUGGCAUCUCCCUGAGCGGGAGGGAGAGCGCGCGUUGCGUGUCCUAGUCCAAUGUAAAGCCCUCAAGACGAAGCUGGGGCCAAACAUUGUCCGUGAGCUGGAAGGGGCUUUACGCCAGGCCCCUGUUGGCUGGCGCACAGAUCAGACCGUGGGGAUACUGGUGAGCCCUCGCGAAGCUACGAAGGGAGUGAGAGAGGCGCUAGCACGAAGUAAAUUCCCGCUUUUCUGGAUGAUGCUCGAGCCGAAUGGGACAUUGAAACAAGCGCUCUGGAAUAUUCGCGCAGAGCAACUUGGCCUGGGAGCGUUGGGGGUCGAAUCGCGAUACGGCACUGCCCCGGAAACAACCCAGAGUAGACAGGCUGGGUCUAUGACAAAGGAAGUCGCUUUGACCUGGGAUGGCAGAGAUAUUCCUGGCAUGGAUCAUGUAGAGAAGAGCUUGCUUGAACAUGAGGAUCAAUGGCUGAGGUCCUGGGGCGUUGAUUCGUCAAUUAAGAAAGAAAAACUGUUGGAUAUUAUUGAGGAAGUCUUUCCCGAUGGACCGCCAGAGAGACAAGCAGACGGCUCCUUUUCCACUGCCGACCAGGCAAGGAUCUUGCAGUCCUUAGCUGGAAAGCUACAGCCAAAUCAAUUACAAAAAUGA
Messenger RNA from Penicillium oxalicum, 891 nucleotides. RefSeq lists its product as uncharacterized. Lineage: Eukaryota; Fungi; Ascomycota; Eurotiomycetes; Eurotiales; Aspergillaceae. Gene Ontology annotation, molecular function: nucleic acid binding. The coding region runs from base 1 to 891 and encodes 296 amino acids. The transcript has a single exon. The record is from RefSeq and is a predicted model, not a curated record. Gene Ontology annotation, cellular component: mitochondrion.